Cydia strobilella is the source of this 9952-nucleotide messenger RNA. RefSeq names its product vang-like protein 1 (gene Vang). Gene Ontology annotation, cellular component: plasma membrane. The record is from RefSeq and is a predicted model, not a curated record. NCBI's taxonomy places the organism in Eukaryota, Metazoa, Arthropoda, Insecta, Lepidoptera, Tortricidae. The transcript is spliced from 6 exons. Gene Ontology annotation, biological process: multicellular organism development; Wnt signaling pathway, planar cell polarity pathway; establishment of planar polarity. Bases 513 to 2156 code for a protein of 547 amino acids.
CCUUUUUGCUACAAAAAAACAGUAUGACAGCAAAUUUAAAUCCGGUUAUGUUACGGUUUCCGAACGUGUCUUGUAGUAUUAUCCUACUAAAUUAGAAAGCAGUGAUGAGUUUGGAGAUAUAAGAGAGAGUCGUAUAUUUCUACACGUGUGCGAGUGAGAUGUACUACGAGAAAUUUUGCGACUAUGUACAUUUAAUUUUGCAGCGUGGUUGUAAUGUGAUUUCGCCCGAGCAACCCAUUGCAACCCAUAAAACGACGCUUUUAUGUGAAAAUCCUGUAAUUAUUGAUAAUGCAGCUUUAAUUUCGCCUUAAACGCGAUCAAACCGUAAACCAGCGAUGCUUUCUGUGAUACUAAAGGCAGACAUUCUUCGUGUUAAGUUUGAAAACUAGUGCUCCGUGUGCAGAGUUCCGUGAAGCGCAGGGCAUUUUAAUUGCCCUUCGUGAUUUGAUUAGUGUUAGUGCAGGAAGAAUGUGGCUGUGGUUGCAGAGGGUCGCUGAUGGGUGAGUCGCACGAUGGAGACGGAAUCCGUGCGCUCUGAGCUGAGCAGUCGGUCGCGGCGGAGCUCGAGACAUCGGCAGCACACGCACAGGAGUACCCGAAGUUCAAAAUCACAGAGAAAAGAUAGCAGUGACAUAAUGGCUCCCUUCCAAACUAGCGUUAACAUCAACCCAGAGACUGGCCGGGAUGGCCAAGAAGUCAUCGAAGUCCAGAUUCUUCCACAAGAUGAGAACUGGGGUGAAAACACAACUGCUGUCACAGGAAACACAUCGGAAGGCUCACAAUCCAUGGAGGAUGUCAGCAACUGGCCCAUAGAGUCCGAUAGUGGGAUCGGAUUCAUGUGCUCCAGAUAUUUUGGGACCACUGUUGCUCUAGGGCUUUCUUUUGUAUCCUUCGUGAGCCCGUUAGCUAUGGUUGUAUUACCAAAGAUCGGAUUCUUUCCUGGACUGACUGAUAACAUAGCAAUACAACCAAGCCAAAGAAUGCAGCUUUUAUCAUGUACUGCAGAAUGCAAAGGGAUCCUACUCUCUUUAGCGUUUAAAUUAGUUUUACUUGCCGUAGGAGUAUGGGCAGUGUUCCUAAGGCCUCGCAAUGCAAUUCUGCCAAGAAUAUUUGUCUUUAGGGCUACAACUUUAGUAAUUCUCGCAGUUUGCACAUUCUCAUACUGGCUUUUCUACAUUGUACAAAUUACCGAAGCCACUAAAGCGUUAGCUUUAGGUGAAGAAGCAGUAGAUUACAGUGCUUUAGUGUCCUACGUAUCAAGUUUUGCUGACACGCUGCUAUUUAUACACUACAUAGCCGUAAUACUCAUGGAGAUUCGUCACCUAGAGCCAGUGUAUUACAUAAAGAUAGUCCGGAGCCCUGACGGAGAGAGCAAGUCCUACUGUAUAGGGCAGCUCAGCAUCCAGCGGGCGGCUGUGUGGGUACUACAGAAGUAUUAUACUGAGUUCCCGAUAUACAAUCCUUAUUUGGAGAAGAUUCCUAUUUCAAAGUCACAAAGGAAACAAUCCAGCAUAAAAUUUUACGAGGUCGAUGGCAACUCGACGACGCAAGCGCCGCGCUCUACCGCGGGCUCCUGCUCGGGCUCCCGGCGCCGCGACUCGGGCUCCGCGCACAACGAGCGCUACUAUGAGGAGGCGGAGCGCGAACGCCGAGUCCGCAAGCGCCGCGCGCGGUUGUUGAGCGCCGCUGAGGACGCUUUCGCUCAUGUACGGCGCGUGCGCGUCGCGGCCGCCAACGGAGCCCUAGGGCCGAGGGAAGCUGCUCAAGCUGUGUUCCCGUCAUUAGCGCGCGCCCUGCAGAAGUACCUGCGCGCGACCCGGCAGCAGCCGCGGCACUCGGCCGAGGCCGUGCUGCAGCAGCUCGCCGCCUGCCUCGCGCGCGACGCCUCCCCGCGCGCCUUCCUCGAGCCCUUCCUCGUGGAGGCGCCCGUGCUGGCGGCCGAGCACGAGGCGAGGCCGGUGCAGCGCUGGGCGCUCAUCUCCGACGACUUGCUGGCCAGACCGCUGGCCGACAACCAGGAGUUCCAGCUGAGACAAGGUGACAUCUCCCUAAUCUGCUCCAUCCGCCAGCUCCCGAAGUUCAACAUCUCGGAGGAGGUUGUGGACCCCAAGAGCAACCGAUUUGUCCUGCGACUCAACUCCGAAACAUCUGUCUGACAGGAGCUGUGGCCCGACAGGCUGGUAUGACAUGAGGAAUUCAUUUAGACUUGCUAAAGGCACCUUUUUCUAAUGCCGAAGCAAUUUUACAUAUAAUAAUAAAUAAAUAUUAUAGGACAUUCUUACACAGAUUGACUAAGUCCCACGGUAAGCCCAAGGAGGCUUGUGUUAUUAUGGGUACUCAGACAACGAUAUAUAUAAUAUAUAAAUACUUAAAUUGAAAGAUGACUCAGGAACAAAUAUCUGUGCUCAUCACACAAAUAAAUGCCCUUACCGGGAUUCGAACCCAGGACCAUUGGCUUCACAGGCAGGGUCACUACCCACUAGGCCAGACCGGUCGUCCCUAUUAGACCCUAAGUCCAAUCAGUUCUUAUUGUGGUUAAAGUAAAAAACUUGCAUCUGACAGUUGCGGUCUGAUAGGCUGGUAUGACAUGAGGAAUUCAUUUAAGCUUGCUAGAGGUAUUUUUAUCAGCUUCAUGCCUAAGCCAAACCAUUUUGUACUGUGGUCUGUGGUUAAAAUCAGAAACCGGUUUACAGAUGUUGUCAGACAGGCUGAAAUAACAUGAAGAAUUCAUUUAAGAAGAGAUUUCUUUUCACUCACUCCUAAGCAAACGCCAUUAGAAAUGCCUGCCACCUGGACGCCAAGGCUCGGAACCGGUUUAAAAAUACCGGUUUAUUUCGGUUAUCCUCCGAACUUUCAUAAGAACGCGAACGUUUUAAGAACUUUAUUGGUACCUUAAUAAACCGGUUUAUUCGACGAGCGACUUAACGCGCGGCCGACUUGGUGGUGUGCCGCGUAAAUAAAGACACCGACAUAGGAAUAAACCGGUUUUUAUUGUUCUAAACCUGUUAAUCUGACAAGAACACUCACCACCUGUCACUACCCGUGAGUUCCUAUAAUUGGCUUCCUGUAUCUACUUUAAUUUUUAUGUUAAUGUCACAGCUGUUGGAUCUUCAAAUAAAUUAAAUCAAAUAAGAACUUUAUGGAAAUGUUCUCCUAAAACCGGUUUAAAAAUAACAGUUUUACAAGCGAAACCGAAAUUAAAAGGUUUUGCGCCAAGUACGUCAUAACGGUUUGGAAAUUUAACCGGUUUCGAGCCUUGCUGGACGCGGUUAUGGGCGUUUUCAUUGAAACAUGUAGGUACCUAAGUACCUACCUAUUACUUUCUUUGAGCAUUGAUAGUUUAUAUGAAAAAAAAGAGAUGGUCUGCUCAACGACAAAUAUAAAUGAGAUUAUCAUUCGCUCCCUAGAGAAUAUGUUGAUAAAAUGUGUGUGAAAUUAAAAGAUAGUUAAGAAGAAGGCAAAAUGCUUCAUAGCUGUAUUAAAUAACUGGGGACAAAUUUUGAAGUUCAAAUAUUUGUCCCAUUUUAACUUUUCUAUCAAAAUCUUGUAAAAUUUACCUAAUAAGAUUGAUUAUGAAUAAUGAUACUUAACUGCUUGGAAUAAAGUCUGAUGUUUCAACGCCGCGCAUAUUUUAGACGCCAUUUUGUAACAAUGCAUUUAAAUGUAAACUUAAAUUAAUUUCGUUAUUGAUAUGUACAUUUUUGUGUCAUAUUUUAGUAUAAUAUAGUCGUAAGGUUAUGCACAAAUUUUACAUUAUUGUAAGUAGGCUAGAUUUUACGAUUCCAGUGAUGGUUUGCCUUUUAUUUGAUAUUUAGUAUGAUUAUUAGAAAAAUAAUAGACCCCAGAACCAGAUAAACUGGGUAGAGGGACAGGCAAAGAAGAAGAAAAUUAGGAAAAUAAUGCCUAGGCUUUUUAAACUAGGUUGAAUAUAAAAAUUAAGAUAUCACCGCCGAAUCACAAAAAACUGGACAUGAAUGAAUACAUACGUAUCUCAUAUACCCUUUUAUAUAAUCUUUGUAUGAAUAAUAUCUUCUUCUUCUUCCUGCCCUUAUCCCACGUUAUGUGGGGUCGGCACAACAUGUUUUUCUCUUCCAUUCUCCUCUAUCUUUCGUCACCUCAGCACUCACUCCUUUCUUUCUCAUAUCCUCUUUCACACAAUCCAUCCAUCGCUUUUUGGGUCUACCAUACGCUCUCCGUCCAUCAACAUUCAUCCCUAACAUUCUUUUGCCUAUAUGGCAUUCAUCCCUCCUCAUCACAUGCCCAUACCACGCUAACCUACUACUUCUUAUCUUCUCCGUUACUGGUGCUACUUUCAAACUUCCCCUAAUAUACUCAUUCUUAAUCCGAUCCUUUCUCGUCACUCCACACAUCCAUCUCAACAUCCUCAUUUCCGCUGCGUGCACUCUUCUUUCAUCCGUCACUUUCAUCGCCCAGCAUUCUGAUCCAUACAUUACAACAGGUCUCACGAUCGUCCUGUAAAUUUUCCCCUUAAGUUUAAGAGGCAUUCGUGGAUCGCAAGUUGUUCCAGAGACCUGUCGCCAUUUUAUCCAUCCCGCAUUUAUUCUAUUUUUCACGUCACGGUCUAUGCGUCCGUCGCCCUGGAUCAAUGACCCAAGGUACCGGAAGUCGGGGCAGACUGGUAGGGAUACACCAUCUAAGGCAAUAUGGGAAAAACUGGAUAGACCACCGAAAUCGCAGAACAUGUGCUCCGUUUUGGUUCUGCUUAUUUUCAGUCCCACACUUUCCAGCUUUUGUUGCCAUUUUACCAGCCUGCUCUGGACCUCAAGUGCAUUAUCUCCGACAAGAACAAUGUCAUCGGCAAACAGCAUACACCAGGGUGCCUCCUCCUGUAUGUUCGAUGUCAGAGCAUCCAUAACCAGGAGGAACAAAUAUGGACUUAAAGCCGAUCCCUGGUGUAAACCUACCGCCACAUUGAACUUGUCGGUUACUCCAGCUUCAGACCUGACGUGAGUACUGGCUCUAUCAUACAUCGCCUGAACAAGCCUCACAUACUUCUCUGGCAUUCCUUUCUCUCUCAUAGACCACCACAGAACCUUACGGGGGACUCUAUUGUAUGCCUUUUCCAGGUCCACGAACACCAUGUGCAAGUUCUUUUGCGCAUGUCUGUAUUUUUCGCACAGUUGGCGAAGUGCAAAUAUGGCGUCCGUAGCUCCCCGGCCCGGCAUAAACCCAAAUUGGUUCUGUGUUACCUCACUUUCUUCUCUCAUUCGUCUCGCUACCACUUUUUCCCAUAUCUUCAUACUAUGUGACAUGAGCUUUAUUCCUCGAUAGUUGUUGCAAUCCUGUACAUCACCCUUAUUCUUAAAAACGGGCACCAGUGAACUGUUGCACCAUUCAUCAGGGAUUUCCUCUUCUUGCAACAACUGAUUAAAGAAUAGAGUCAGCCACUUCCAUCCAUCCGCUUUCAGAAACUUCCAUACUUCCACAGGUAUACCAUCUGGCCCAACCGCUUUCCCAUUCUUCAUACCUUGCACGGCCAUUUUUACUUCUUCUAUAGUGAUCUCUUUCACCAUACCAAUGUUAUUUCUAGCAUUUUCUAGCACUCCACUCCAAUCAUUCUCUUCGUUCAUAAGUUUACUAAAGUAGUUCUUCCAGCGUUCUUCUAUGCUCUUGUUAUCCGUCAAAAUCUUUCCUGCUUCGUCUCUCAUACAUUUCAUAUGAUUUAUAUCUCUUGCAUUCCUCUCUCUCUCUCUUGUUAUUCUGUAAAGGUCUUUUUGGCCUUGUGGGGUCUCAAGGAAAUCGUACAAUUUAUCUUGUACCUUGGCCCUUGCUAUUGCAACUGCUUUUUUAGCCUUCUUCUUACUUGUUAGAUAAGCUGACCUCUUGAUUUCUUUUUCUCUAUCGUUACCCUCUUCCACACUUUUCCAUUCUUUAAAAGCAUUCUUCUUUUCUUUCAGAAUCAUUCGCACAUCUGCAUUCCACCACCAUGUAUCCCUAUCAAUCUUGCCUUUCCCUGUUGUUUCCCCAAAAACAUCCCUCGCCACACUUCUUACACAUACUGCCAUUUCAUUCCAGCAACCAUUCACUCUCAUCUCUGCCAUAUCACCCAUUCCUACCAUCUUAUCGACUAUUCUUUUUCUAAAUUCUUCAGCUAACUCCCUGUCACUCAAUCUAUACCAUUUCGUUCUAGGUGGGGGCUUCGAGUUCUUUUGCAAACGUUGUACUUUAAGAUUUAAGUCUAGAAUCAGUAACCUAUGCUGGGAAACUAGGCUCUCACUGGGUACUAUUUUGCAGUCCUUAGCCAAAUGUAUUUUACUCCUUCUUAGGAGAAAGUAAUCAAUUUGGGUAGAGUGUUGACCACUACGGUAUGUGAUAAGGUGUUGUUCUUUCUUUUGAUAGUAGGUGUUCACUAUGGCUAAGUCAAAGGCUAAGGCUGCUUCCAGUAGAGCUUCACCCUCUUGAUUUCUGACUCCAUAACCACGGCCCCCAUGCACUCUUUCAUAUCCGUCAUUCAUUCUUCCCACAUGUCCAUUAAAAUCUCCUCCAAUGUAUAUCUCCUCACAUUCUGGUAUUCCCAUAAUUUCCACAUCCAAAUCCUCCCAGAAUUUCUCUUUCAAACUAUCAUCACAUCCAGUCUGCGGUGCAUAUACACUAAUUACAUUUAAAAUCAAGUUUUCUAUCAACAAUUUCACGAUAAUUACUCUAUCAUUCACUCUCUUUACAUCCAUCACCUUGUUCUUAAGCUCCUUAUCUAACACUACCCCCACCCCAUUUCUUUUCCCAUCACUGCCGCAAUAGUAAAACUUAUAACCCGCCCCAAUUUCUCUUGCUUUCCGUCCCUUCCACUUCGUCUCCUGCAGACAUGCCACGUUUAUUCGUCUCCUUUCCAAAACAUCCGCUAACUCUCUUCCUCUUCCAGUCAUCGUACCUAUAUUCCAACUUGCAAUCCUCAGUCUUAUUCCCCGGACUAGCUUCUUACGCUGCCCCCGUCCCUGGUGCAGCAACCCUCGUCCAUUUCUCACAGCCGCCGGGUGCUGCGCCUGCGCGUCGCCUGCGGGGUACGCCCUAGCACUAUCGCAUAUUCUAUUAUCUGUCGCACUCAUGUUGUAUACGAUUUGGCAUAUCUUUUUACGAUCGGCCGCCUGCCUGACAUCAACCCUCCUUGGGAAUCCCUAGUUGACUUAGGUGACUGCCCUCUUACUCCUUUAGUCGCCUUUUACGACAUCCAUGGAUAAGCACGGAGUGGGCUACUCUAUUAUACCAAGACUGCUAAUCUAAGUAUAAUACAAUAUCAUUUCAAAAGACAUUAACUUAAUAUAAAAGUUGUGCCUUUACGAAAAAAAAACAAUACAUUUCCACCAAUCUACAAAACCAGUCAAUAAAAACUAAAAACAUGGAGACUAUAUAAAGGAGCCAAAUCUCUAUGUAUGAAAAGUGUCCAUGAAAAAACAGGAAUUAGGCGGCGCCACCAUACACCGAAAUACUACCAAAAACAACCUACGUAAUUUGGUCGGGUUAUUUGUUGCCUUAUAUGGUUCAUGUUAUACUCAUGUCCCAGAGCCUAACUAGCGCCACCGGAGAGAUUAGGAACUAUUAUUUAAAGCUGAAAGCGGUCACUUUUGCAACAAUUCUGCCAUAAGAGAUUGGCAUCCUUUCUAUACCAUUCAUAACUAAAAAGCUUCAUAUAUCAAUACAAUAUAACUUUAAAGCGUUUAGUAUUUUUGUAUAGUACCUAAUAGUAUAGACUAUAGAGUAAUACCAUAUCAUAGGUUAUUUUAAGCUAUUUAUUCGGCAGGGAGAUUUAUCUAUUGCUAUUGCAAAGGCUUACGCUUACAUAAUGUAAGAUUCAUAGCGUCAUGGCAGCUAAUCUAACCUCAGUCUGCAGCGACUGGACAACGACAAGGUGUACCAGCGCCAUUAUUAUAAACGUUAUUGACAUAGGAAUUGGACGUUCAUAAUGUCGCUUCCACACUGUUUGACAAAUCGAUGCAGAAAUGUCGGAGACGGACUAUAAAAUUUGAUUGAAUAAAAAUAAGGUUUUUGUUCAUAUCAUUUUGAUAUUUUGCUACAAAUAUGAACAAAGUAAAGGAUAUUUAAGGACAGCUAUUAACAUGUAUAUGUAAUUUUUAGUUUAGACUGUUUGAUGUUUUUUUUUCUUCUUUUUCUUAAUUUAUGUAUAACUUUUAUCGCGGCUGGGAUCCGAUGCGAAGACUGCUUUUUAUACAUUUGUACUGUACGAAAAGGUUGUGUGUCUGCGUUAGGUAUAAAACUAAAUUAUGCUAAAUUAAAUAGAUAGUGCAAUUUGAAGUGUAUCCACGAAACACCAAAGAUUGCUUGGUAAUAUUUAACAUAUCGUAAACAAAAUUGGUAUAAUCAUACUAAAUUAACUAUAAUACAUUUUGUAAUCAUUUUAUGUCAACUGAGUGUUUGAACGUCUAAUUUUCAAGGCUAUCUAAUCUUGACCCGACUGUACGGUUAACUUAGUCCCUGGAAGUCAACAAUAAAUUGAUUACUUAUUAAAAUGUAUUUAAAGUGCCUUGACCUCACUUAACCUGUCACAAAUCCUUGCCAGUGAAAUAUUGACUGUAAAAUCAAUGUAGUAGAGUUCAAUUUUCAGUUGUGUUAGUAAAGGACUUUCAACGAAAUAUUCUGUAGUCCAACCAUCAACCAACAGCAUGAAUAGAAAUUAGAAUGAAAUAUCAAUAUAUUUCUCAUAGUAUCUCUGUCAGCUGUGCUUCAGUUGCUUUCUUUAGACCGAUAGACUUAUUAAGAGGUCAAGGUUUUUUGAUACUCGUGUUUUUAAAAUAAUUACAAUUAAUAUUACGGAGAUGCUCAAAACGCAGCCUUAUGUAAAUUGCUUGUGCCUGCUUUAUUAACUAAGGAAGUAAAUAAGAUUGGAUGUGAGUUUUGAUAAAAAAAAGUAGGAAUAAUGAAACAAGAAAUCAAUUUUUAUAAACUAUAAUCAUUAAAUUUAACAUGACUUGUGAAAUUUUUAAAUACAACUAAAGUUUUUUUAAUCAAAGUAACAUUUUGUUUUGCCUCCCUCGCACUAAAACGCGCUAGAGUGAAAGGCAAAACAAAAUGGCCGCAUGACAGAUAUGGACCGCGAGCCAUUUCGUCAGUCAUCGCCACCCGGGCGAAAACUCGUAUAGCGGUUAACGGCUAUGUAUGAUGAACCCACGUGAACGUCAGCUGCCGCUCUGUUGGUGGGUUGAGGAAUGGCAGCAAAUAGUCUAUAAAAAAAUGAUAGUUUAGAUGCUAUUGUUAAUAAAACAAAUCGUCAGCCGGUUGUAUCGCGGUGGAAAGACCGUGUUACGCGUUUCGGUGGUUGCCAUUCCUCAACCCACCAACGGAGCGGCAGCUGACGUUUACGAGGGUUCAUCAUACAUAGCCGUUAACCACUAUACGAGUUUUCGCCCGGGAGGCGAUUGGUCAUGGAAAUCUGUUCCUGGCCUGCGGUUUAAUAGCUUCAUACCGACACAUAGUAUACAGAUUUAGUUUGCAAGUAUCUUUUCGACUAAAGGUACAUAAUAUGGUUUGUUGUAAAAUAAACCGAACCUUAUGUCUAAUUGUAGGUACCGUUUCCCAAAUCUUAAUGCUGCACAAAACAAAUUGUAAAUUUGGUUUAUAAUAACAUAUAUACUUUUUAUUUAACUGUAGAUUGACAGACCUGGGGUCUGUUUUAUAAGAGUACCUAUACAAGCAGAAGAAUCUUUUUUUAAAUUUUCUUUUACCAAUAAAGUUCUGUAUUCUGUAUAACUUAUUUUUUUUUAUGAAUUUGGUUCCCUUCACUUAAUUCCAUGUCUUUGAACAUGUGCAAUGUAAAUUAUUUUUAUUUGUAUGUGUGAAUGAAAGUAUUAUGUUGUAAGUGAAUACUCAUACUGAAUCUCAUUGCACAAAUGUUUGCCUGGAUAGCACAAAGAUUUGAUAUCUCAUUGUAAGACUAUUGUACACUUUUGUAUUUUUAUUAAAUAUAUAAAGUGAUUUUUAA